Molecule: messenger RNA, 1470 nt
Organism: Trematosphaeria pertusa
Lineage: Eukaryota; Fungi; Ascomycota; Dothideomycetes; Pleosporales; Trematosphaeriaceae
Exons: 3
Coding region: 1-1470 (489 amino acids)
Source: RefSeq, a predicted model, not a curated record
AUGCCCAUCCCGUCAACUGACAGCGAGCUUAUUUUUCACUCUCCUGCCACCACCUUCGAAAUGCAUUGGACAUCGCUAGCCGCAGAGCUCAGAGGCAUGAUCCUCGAAGCGCUGGCACAUGAGGGCGACGUAGCACACUGUGCCUCAGUGUGUCGAGAGUGGCAAGCAGCUAUUGAACAACUCAACUUUCAUUCACUCAAACUCACAGCCCGGGACAUUCCGAUCUUCAAAAUAAUGGCAACACGGAACCUUGGCCUGAUUAGAUACAUCUGGUACUCUAUCGAACUUCGGAAUUACGACUGUACGGAAUGCGACCUGGACGAAACAGAGGAUGUAAUGGAUGCCAAUCGGGCCACUGUCGAGGAUGGCAUGCGGACGAUGUUCUGUGCUCUUAGCGAACGUCUACCUGAUGGAAAUAUGACGCUCGACAUCAGCAUUCAUUCUCCCUCCGGCUCACAACAUCAUUUCAAGUACAUACGCUUUGAGCCAGCUAACACACUUAGCUCACGCGAUCCCCUGAAGCCUUCGUCACACCAUGACUCAGUGCACAGCUCAUCAGCUCCACUUCCAUCUAUCGCUGCCAUUGACCGGAUUUCCCGGACAUCGAGUUUUCGGAGGGUUCCUUGCGUUACCCAUCUUCUGUUGCGACGGCAGACACGUCGACGAUGGGAUCCUGUCGCUCUCAGUCGACUAACUGCCCGCCUCCCAAAUGUACAAGAUAUAUGCUUUGAACCAUGGAGGGAAUGGGGGCGAUUGAACCAAAGACGCAUGGACAUACGCUCGGAGCGGUUUCUUAAAUCCCUCAUCCCCAACAACAUGGAAAGAAUGAUCACAUUCGAAGACUUGAACGAGACAUACAUAUCUGCCAAUUCAACCGGCCUCCACGAGUCCCUAGAUGCAGAACCUAUUCGAACAGCAAGCACACAAGUGACCAAAGGACUCGCCGAAGCAAGCCUCGGUCUCCAACACUUGUCUGCAGCUUUUAUAAUAGACGCAAGUCAAUUUUGGGAAGUGCGCCAAUCAAACUGGGUAUGGGAACAGCUUCUGACGUUAUCCCUUACCUCUCGCGAUCUCGUGCCACAUACAGAACCGAAGGACAUUAACGGGUUGAUCCAUUCGGCGGCACGGGCAAUCAAGAAGAUGCCGAAACUUCGAAUAAUGGAGCUCUGGAAUGGGGGACAAGGGCACGCUGCUGUGUUCAGAUACAAGAGUGUCAAGGCUGGUGGCUGUGCUAGCAUUGCCUGGCGAGGUAGUUGGAGUUUAAAAUUCGAGACCGGAGUGGUUACAGCAUGGGAGAAUGUUGCAGGAGCCAGCCACGCUGGGUACCUGCAUAUUCAGAAUGAGCUAUUACGACCCUUGCAAAUCCGAUCUCAUGGGGAAGCGGUCCUGAUUCUAGAACUUGAGACCGAGGUGGCUUGUCCCGUGUCGAUCCAGCAAAUUCACAGAGAGCAUCUGCAGAUUACGACUUGA